AUGGCGCUCAACCGCAAGUACGCAGCGCUCCCUGACCUGGACUCUGCUCCCGACAUCUACGAGACCCCCGAGUUGACAGAUGAUAACUCUACCAUUCUUACCUCGGCGAACCGACCGCAGUCCGAAGACGAGUUCGACGAUAUCAAUGAAGAUGAGACGGGCGGUAUUUCGCGCUCACGGCUGCGAAUCAACGAGGCCCGAUCUCGCUUCCUGCCCUCCAAUGCCGACGCGAAUGGGGCAGACUUCUCGAACCGUGUUGACGGAAAGCGCAUGCUAUACAGGGCAUCCAGCAGGCGCCAGCGGAUACUCGAGGACGGCACACAAGAAUUGGGGGAUCUGUCGGACGAUGACGACGAGGAGAGCCUGGAAAGACGGAUCGCGCGCUUGAAGCGAGAAGUGGAAGAGGCCAAGGGGGAUUACGACAAACAACAGUCGGCAUCCGCAACGCAGACGGACGAUGCGGAGCACAACGUCGAGAGACUGGAGGCUCUCAGCCGGGUCCUGGAUGACAUUUCCAAACCCGCCGGCUUUGGCGCCGCAUUGGGGACCGCAAGGCCGCCUCCUUUGGAGGACAAGACGGUCGGCUCCGGCGACUCGGCGGCUGUAGAUGGUCCGACGUAUACCGUCACGUACGCACCAACGUACCAGCAGAGCCACGCGCUGGCCAAGGCCGCCGACUUUGACCGCCGGCUCGUCAUGGUGGAGCAGGCCCUGGGCAUCAGCUCGUCGUCGAUGCUCGAAGCGGGGCGAGACGGCCUUCCACGGGCCAUAUUGCCGACCCUAGACACGAUGGAGAAGCAAAUCUCGACGCUCUCGCAGGCAUCGACGGCAAACUUGGACGCCAUCAGCCGGCGGGUUCGAACGCUGGCAACCGAGCAAGACAAGCUCAACGACGCGCGAGAAAAGGGCAAGGCUCUCCGCGAGGAGCUCGGGAAACAUUCCCCGACAUCCCCCACAGACGACUCGGAGCACGAGGCCAAGAUCAACGCGCUCUACGGGAUUCUGCCUACGAUUGAAGGGCUGACUCCCGUGCUGUCGCCGCUGCUGGACCGGCUGAGGUCGCUCCGGGCCAUUCACGCCGACGCAGCGACGGCGAGCCAGACACUGGAGCGCAUCGAGACGCAGCAAGCAGACAUGACGGGGGAGCUGAAGCAAUGGAGGGACGGCCUCGAAAAGAUGGAGGGCGCCAUGAGGAACGGCGAUGCGGCCGUCAAGGACAAUGUGAAGGUCAUGGAGGGCUGGGUCAAGGAUCUCGAGGAGCGCAUGGCCAAGCUGGCCUGA
This is a messenger RNA of Hirsutella rhossiliensis, 1281 nucleotides long. Its product is annotated as dynamitin domain-containing protein. Gene Ontology annotation, cellular component: cytoplasm; dynactin complex. The record is from RefSeq and is a predicted model, not a curated record. Bases 1 to 1281 code for a protein of 426 amino acids. Lineage: Eukaryota; Fungi; Ascomycota; Sordariomycetes; Hypocreales; Ophiocordycipitaceae. Gene Ontology annotation, biological process: mitotic spindle organization. The transcript has 3 exons.